CCGCUGCAUCUUAAAACAUUUGCCAUCUCGCACCCAGCCAAGCACGACGAUUCGAUGGAGCAUGGACAAUGGUGUCUGCCCCGGACUAACAGAAACCUGGCAAAAUUAAAGGACACUUCAAAAACAAGUUUGAAUUCUGCUCGAAUGUCUACCUGGUCGAAUAUCAAUCUGCUUGAAUUUAUUUUGGAUUCAACACCAUCCCAUUCACCACCCCAUUUUUGCUUCGCUGCGUUGGGUAUGCAGUGGCUAGGCGAGGGACAAUUGUCGUGUGCGCGCAAUGCCAAAUAGCUAUUCCACAAUUAUUAUUAAAACCACAUUUUGCCUGUGCCACAAUCGCACUACGGGUAGAAGCUGCGAUGCAUACAAGAAAGUAUCUACACCGAGAGAAAUUCAAGCAACUGAAGUUGGCAACCAACUGAGCACGCCAGAAACGCACUGACUUUUGCUCAAACUGAGCUACUUGUCCCGGCUGCUCGUCUGUCAGCUGCUGCUAGAAUUCCCGCCAAAAAUGCUUGUUUUUGUAGUUUUGUUCGCUACUUAAUCAGUGAUACAAGUGACCAAAUUAAAUCAAAUAUUUUCCUACGCAAAAUGAAAGUUGGUGAAGUUAAAGCGGUUCAAUGGAUAGACGAAGUAGUCGUUUUGGAGGAUGCUAAUCUAAUGCGCCGUGCUGCUGCAUUUUAUUCGAAAUGCAUGUUUGGUGCGUUGACGAUAGAUGUUGGGAGUUAUGUGCUCGUCUCAAAUAUAGAUGCAACCAAUCCGGAUUCGAUUGAAGGUUGCGAUGUCGCGCAAAUUCUUCGUAUGUAUGAACUAGUCGGUUCUGAUGGUAACAAAAACAAAGAUCCAUAUAGAGCGACUGUACGGUGGUUUUCUAGACCCACCGCUCUACCAAAGUCCGCUCUUUCGGACGAAAACAUAUCGUUCGAUGCACGUGAAGUGGUCGAAGAUCCUCGAUUCAAUCCAGACAUAUCGAUUGAAACAAUUUUUGGUCUGUGUUUCGUUCAUUAUGGUACACGCCCAGAAAUGGUAUUACCAAAUGAGUACGAACGAACAAACAAAUGGUAUAUGGUUCGUUACAAACUAAUAAAAUCAGGUAGAAAAUGGGUUCUUCAACACCUCGAACCGGCACCAACAAGAGCACAUGUACCUUACAGCAGUACCGUAAACGAGCAAUCUAUACCUGCGAAUACGCCGAAGCUGAAAUUGAAACGAACAAAAUCAAUCGAAUGUAAUACAAACACUAGCAAUGAAAGCUUACACAAAAAGUUACAUGAAGAUCAUUGGAGAGUUCAACUUGUCGAUUGUAUGACCGAAUUAACCAAUGCACUCAGUGGUGUUGAAAUAGCUAAAGAACGAAAAACACGCAUUUCCCGUACGAGCCAGAUAGCAAAAUAUGCUGAUAAAAUGGCGAACAGUCCAAAAAGAAAUUUAAACCCUUCGCAAAUACUUAACCACGACGAGGACAAUGAAGAAAUCAGAAACUACUCAAUCGUAAAAUCUAAGGAAACUAAUGCAACUGAUAUGAAAAUCACAUUACGAAUUUCUGAUAACCAAACAAAAAACGAUUUAGCAACAUCCUCAACCUUAGCACGGAAACGCGUUGCAAACGGGACAAUACCAUUGAAGAAUCAGUCCUCACCUCCAAAAUCACGAAAAUCUUCCGCUUCAUUAGAUCGCAGCAGCAAAAAACAUAUGCCCAAGUCAGCAAACAAUAAAUGCUUAGAAGCAGCUAGUAUCCCGGCGCAAACAACCACUCAGAUGAUAACUGUUGAUGAAUCCAUUGGCGCCCGUCGCACACCUCGUAAAUUGGAGUUUGAAAAACGAAAAGAAUAUGAAAACCUGACACCUGAACGGGGUGGUAGUACAAAAACAAAACAAAUUCGUACCGGGAGUAUCAAGGCAACGAUUGACUCCAGACCCAUGUCAGGGGAGAGUGUGUCCAAUGAUCUAUCGAUUGCACGUGAAAAAUUGCAUGUGGCUGCUACUCCGCGCAGCCUCCCUUGUCGCGAAAAGGAAUAUGAUAUACUGUUCAACUUUUUAGAGGGUAAAAUUUACGAUGGUUCUGGAGGCUGCAUGUACGUAUCGGGUGUUCCCGGAACGGGUAAAACGGCAACGACAACCGCCGUAAUCAACUCGUUGAAGAUGAUGUCAGAAGCAGAAGAGAUUCCAAAGUUUCAGUUUGUGGAUAUUAACGGCAUGCGAUUGACGGAACCGCGCCAAGCAUAUGUCCAAAUAUAUCGUCAACUUACGGGCAAAACAUUGGCUUGGGAGCAAGCCUACAACCUUCUCAACAAAAGAUUUACGACGAAGGCUCCCCGCCGUAUAACUACGGUGCUACUUAUUGAUGAAUUGGACAUCAUAUGUAACCGUAGACAGGAUGUCGUUUAUAAUCUUCUGAACUGGCCAACACUUGAGACGGCACAGUUGAUUGUUGUUACGAUUGCCAAUACCAUGGAUUUGCCAGAACGGGUUUUAAUGGGCAAAAUUUCGUCUCGACUAGGUCUUACAAGGUUGACCUUUCAACCAUAUAACUUCCGUCAGUUGCAAGAAAUAGUUUUGGCUCGGUUAGCUGGUACGAAUGCUUUCAAUAACGACGCCGUGCAGCUGGUUUCACGUAAAGUAGCGGCAGUUUCGGGAGAUGCGAGGCGUGCGUUGGACAUUUGCCGCAGAGCCACCGAGUUGUGUGAUAGUUCGGGUUCAAUUGUUUCGAUGGCACAUGUUCAAACGGUGCUAGCUGAAAUGAUUGCCAGUCCGCAGGUGAAAACUAUUCGAAGCUGUUCUCGUAUCGAACAAAUGUUUUUGCACGCCGUCACGAUCGAAGUGACUCGUAUUGGAAUUGAAGAAUGCUGCUUUCUUGGUGUUUAUAAUCAACUAGAAACAUUAUGCGCUUUUGCAGGGAUCAGCGUUCCGAAUCCAGGAAGAGCCAUGAUGAUUUGCGCGAGGUUGGGUGCUUUUAGAUUACUCAUUUGUGAAAACAGUUCAAGCGAUAUUUAUCAGAAAAUUUUACUGAAUAUCAAUGCAGACGACGUGCAUUACGCGUUGCAAAAUAAUAAUGAUUUAUAAAGGCUAUUCACUCAUCACUCAUUUAUGUAUGUUUAUGAUAUUGGUUUUGAAUGAAAUAAAAAAUAAAUUUUUGCAAUA
Anopheles darlingi is the source of this 3138-nucleotide messenger RNA. RefSeq names its product origin recognition complex subunit 1 (gene Orc1). Gene Ontology annotation, molecular function: DNA replication origin binding; chromatin binding; ATP hydrolysis activity. The coding region runs from base 589 to 3060 and encodes 823 amino acids. Gene Ontology annotation, biological process: DNA replication initiation; mitotic DNA replication checkpoint signaling. Gene Ontology annotation, cellular component: nuclear origin of replication recognition complex. The record is from RefSeq and is a predicted model, not a curated record. The transcript is spliced from 3 exons. NCBI's taxonomy places the organism in Eukaryota, Metazoa, Arthropoda, Insecta, Diptera, Culicidae.